AUGUUACUGCAAUAUGUGACACAUAUCAAACUUGCCCGAUGGGCAGUGGAACGUGGCCUCAGUGAUAUGAGCACUUGCCUGCAAUUUUGGGCCUCGGUGUUUAAUUGUGCAGCUGUAAUUUGCAACAGACAAUGUCCUCUUCACCAAGAUCCAAGUUCUACUCCCAAAGGGUUUGAUGUCAUGAGCAGUGUUGGCCAUUAUUGUAACGGGCUCAUGACAUUAUCUAACCUCGGUAUUCGGUUGCAAUAUAACUUGGGCGCUAUGGUCAGCUGCUCUGGCCACUUUGUCAGGCAUGGUGUCACAUACACCGGCGAUCGCAUUGUGUGGGCUUGGUUCAUAUGUGACAGCCUUCAGAAUUUUGUGGGGACACCUCGGCCAUCAUAUGCAACUUACAUGGGUGUAGACUAA
This is a messenger RNA of Suillus subalutaceus, 408 nucleotides long. RefSeq lists its product as uncharacterized. The record is from RefSeq and is a predicted model, not a curated record. The transcript has a single exon. Lineage: Eukaryota; Fungi; Basidiomycota; Agaricomycetes; Boletales; Suillaceae. Bases 1 to 408 code for a protein of 135 amino acids.